AUGCGAGUUUUUUGUCACCUAAUACUUGGGUCUGCUCUCACGGUAAGCCAAGCUUCAGGAUAUGCUCGUUCUGGUUCGUUCCUCGAUGAGAAGCAUGUUGUUCAUGAAAUUGAUCAAGAAGAAGUGCAUGCAUGGUAUUUUUACGAUGAAGCUCAUUUGACGAAAUCACAUUUAUGGGAAGAGAUGGCAAAUGAAGAAGGAGCUUUUAAUCAAACGGUGAUUCAUUUAAACAAAACCAACCAAACAUUGGUGCUUACAUCUCCUAAUCCGCCCACAUUUCACCAAGUGGAUCUUGAAUUGAUUGGUAUAUUUACCGAUGACGAUGCUAAUGAAUUGGAUGUGCUUUUACCAGCGAAUGAAGUUGCAACUAUGCUCAUGAUGGAUGCAAAAGAAAACAUUCUACAAAUACCUUCACCCAUUAGUGAGAACGUUCUACUUACAAGUUUACUCAUGACCCACGCAGUUGAAGAUUUUUCAGUUGCAGAUUUUCUAAACGGAAGUAUUCCAAUUGAUGUUGGAUCCGACAAUGACGAGGAGUUUGAGAUGCAGGCUAAGAAGUUGUUGAAAUUGCUUUUACUUCCGCUCAAACUAUUGAAAAAGUUGCUUUUACUCAUCAAGUUUCUCAUUUGUCUACCAUUUCUCAUUAUCAAAAAAAUUAUUCUACUCCCUUUCUUAUUGAUUAAAAAGAUAAUCAUGUUGCUCAAAAAGAAGGUGUUAAUUGCGAUGAAGAUGAAAAUAACAGCUGUGGUAGUCAAAGUAAAGGAUACGGCGCUGGGUGUGGCGGAGAAGACAGUCGACGUCACUGUUGUUGUUGUUGUACUGAUUAAAAAAGUGGUUAUUAAAACGGCGGCUGAAAUUGACUACGACGUAAAGAAUGUGGCCACAAAGGUAAAGAUGACAAAAGAUAAGAUUGUAGAUAAGAUGAUUAUGGAAAAAAUAAAGAUUAAUGACAAGGUGGAUGCUAAAGUAGGUGAGGCGUUGAUGAAGGCGGAAAGAACAAAGGAGAAGCUUUUUGGUGGUCAAUGA
Messenger RNA from Lodderomyces parapsilosis, 1026 nucleotides. RefSeq lists its product as uncharacterized. The record is from RefSeq and is a predicted model, not a curated record. The coding region runs from base 1 to 1026 and encodes 341 amino acids. The transcript has a single exon. Lineage: Eukaryota; Fungi; Ascomycota; Pichiomycetes; Serinales; Debaryomycetaceae.